GCCAUACGCAUUUCAGACAAAAAGUACGAUAUUCUGGUAAAGUUAAUAAGAGAAUACGGAAUGGAAACAAUUUUUGGCAUGAUUCCAGCUUCCAAUGCGAUGUUACGUAAGAGAUUAAAAAAUAUGAAUAAGGCAGAAGAAGCGAAGAAAAAGAAAAAAGAAUUGAGGAAAUUGAAAAAACAAGAAAAUGACGAGGAUGCUGAAUUCAAUGCAAAGAGAAAACCUAAAAGUAUUGAAGAAAUAUUGGCGGAUAGCGAUGAUGAGUUCGAUGAAGAUAUGGGCAAUGAAGAGUCAAGGAAAAGGAAGAAAAGAACAUCGCGAAAGGAAGCCUGGAUUCAUGAGAAUGAAGAGAUCGUUGAUCUCGUUGAUCGUGCGGCUGCUCGAAAUAUAUCAAGUAAGUCUAGAUAUUUUUCAAAAUUCGAUUAGUCGAAGUUGGAAUUAGAUUUACAAAAUACUUUUUUAGCGACGCAACCUAUAGUCGCUAUUAAUUCAAAAAUAGCAGCUAUAAAACGGAAAGAUCGUGAAUUUAAGAUUACGUCUGAUGGCCGUCUUACUAUCACAGUAGAUAAUGAGAAAGAUAAUGAACCAGAACCCAAGAGAAAGAAGAAAUCUGCGCUUUUGUUGCACAGUGAUUCAGAAGACGAUUAUUCAGAAGACGAAUUGGGGUUAGA
Molecule: messenger RNA, 671 nt
Organism: Bombus huntii
Lineage: Eukaryota; Metazoa; Arthropoda; Insecta; Hymenoptera; Apidae
Product: RRP12-like protein
Exons: 2
Coding region: 61-426 (121 amino acids)
Source: RefSeq, a predicted model, not a curated record